AUGACAAAAGGUUAAUAGAAUUAAUUAAGAUUUAGCUUAAAUAUGAAUUUGAUAUCCUAAUCCAACUUAUCUCAUUUUUAAGAUAAAUAUACCAUUCUAAGGGAUGAGUUUUAUGGUGAAGGGUGCUUUGGUGAAGUGCAUUCUUGUCAAAAAAUUGAUAAUACUGAUCCCACAAUUUAUUGUGUUAAAAUAAUUCCUAUAAAUUUGGAAAAUCAAUAAAUAGGAACAGUAGGUGAAACUGAGAAUAUUAUUAUCAAAACGAUAUCAGAGUUCCACAAAAAUUGUCCUUAAUAAAAAAAUUUAGUUGAAAUAAUUGAUAUUUUUUAUGAAGGGUAUUUAUUAUACAUUGUUAUGGAACUUUGUGAUGAAGAUUUAUAAAGUGAAUUUGAUAAUUUGAAUGAAAAUAAUGAAUGGUAUACAGAAGAAUAAGUUUUCGACUUAAUACAAUAAAUUACUACAGGCUACUAAUAUUUGUAGGAAUUAAAAAUAAUACAUUAAGAUAUUAAGCCAGAGAAUAUUCUUAUUAAAUAUGAAAGUAGAGGUCAAGUAAGCGAGGGAAAAAUAUAUAAAAUUUCAGAUUUUAGUAUUGGAAGAUUGAUGAAAGUACUUUCUAAAAAGAAUGAUUUGAUUAGAACAGGAACUCCAAAUUACUCAGCCCCUCAAAUAUUUGAGAAUGGCAUUGUUUCAGAAAAAAGUGACAUAUAUUCUCUUGGAGUUUUAUUUCAUUAAAUAUGUUACAAAUCUUAAUUUCCUUACAAUUGUGAUUCAAUGUAAACAAGAUUUUUAAGUUUGGAAAAUCUUAGAAAAAAUCCCCUGAGAGCAGCUCCACUAAAUUACAAUAAAGCAAAUAUGUUAAAAAACCUAAUUGAGAGGAUGAUAGUAUACAGUGAAGAAGAUAGAAUUUCGUUUUCUGAAAUCAUCCACCACCCAGUAAUGAAUACUAGAGGCAUAGCAGAGGCUAUGGAAUUUAAUUAUGAGAGUACAAGCUUAAUUAAUGAGAGUAGAUUAUUUAAAAGUCAAGGUAUUUUAAAUAAGUCAUAAAAUUUUGAAAAAAAAAGAGUAGUAUUAAUUUCAAAAAGAUUAAUUAAGUUAUAGAGAUUAUUGGAGUUAUUUUAUAAUAGAUUCAAAAUUUGUAAAUCUUUUAUCAAAAAUAUCAAUGAUGAUGGGACUGUUUCUUUGUUAAAUUUGAAUGUUUACAUUAUAGCAAGUUAUCAAUUGCAAUAUGCCCUAGCAUUAAUUUAUAUCAGACCAUUUGAGUUCCAUCCAAUUAUAUCACAGGAGAAUGAUCAAUUAAUAUUAAUUGAUAAAUUACGUGAUGUUUAAAAUGGAAUUAAAAAUAUUUCAGCAGAUUAGUAAAUUUAUAAACACUUAUAAAAUCAGAUUUUAGACAACUUUUCAAAUUAUGAAAAAUUACAGAAUAAUAUCUAAGCAGAAUAUCAUAAAUUUAGAAGGUAAUUUCAAUCAUUCACUAUUUUUCUUCAUAAAAAAUUUAAAAAUAAAACUAACGCUGCAGAAAUUUCAUUUUUAUCAGAAACAUUUAAUAAGAAAAUCAAUAUUUUAGUUAUAUUUAACAAUCUACAAAAUUUUUAGAAAACCCAUCAAAAAUACUUAUCGCCAGAAUUAUUAUAACUAUUAGAUUAGAUAAUAAAGUUGGAAAUUCUAUACCCAGUAAGCAUUUAUAAAAGUGAGAUUGAUCUAUAGUUCCUCUUCUCUAUCAAAAGAUAAUCCACUGAAGUAUGA
This is a messenger RNA of Paramecium tetraurelia, 1740 nucleotides long. RefSeq lists its product as uncharacterized. Gene Ontology annotation, biological process: mitotic DNA damage checkpoint signaling; protein phosphorylation. NCBI's taxonomy places the organism in Eukaryota, Ciliophora, Oligohymenophorea, Peniculida, Parameciidae. The record is from RefSeq and is a predicted model, not a curated record. The transcript is spliced from 2 exons. Gene Ontology annotation, molecular function: protein serine/threonine kinase activity; ATP binding. Gene Ontology annotation, cellular component: cytoplasm; nucleus.